AUGCUUCUACUAAACAUCUUCUUCGCACUCCUCUUUCCCUCAGCUCUGAGAGCACGCCCCGUAGCCACUGCUGUUCUGCCACCUAGUCUACAGACCUCCUCUCACCUGGUUUUCCAGUUCGACAACGGCACCUGGGUCGAAAACAUCGCCGUUCGCUCGAACGGAAAUCUGCUCGUCACACUUGUCGAUCGACCCGAACUUUACCACGUCGAUCCAUUCCACAACACCGCAACACUCGUUACAAACCUCGAAGGCGAGGCCCACGCUCUCAGUUUGCUUGGUAUCACGGAGAUGGCUCCCGACAUCUUCGUCUUCGUCGCUGGCAAUUUUUCGAUUUCUCGAAGCGCACCAGAUCCAGCAAGCUAUUCGGUAUGGCAAAUAGACUUCAACCGUGGUGGGGAGUGCGAAAAAAUCUCAGAAAUCGAAAGACUACCAGAAGCAAGCUUUUUGAAUGGUAUGACGGCGUUGGAUCGUCGCGAAGGCACGGUUCUGAUCUCAGACUCGGUUCGAGGCGUCGUCUGGCGUUUGAACAUAUGGACUGGAAAGUACGAAGUGGUACUGGAGGAUAUGACGAUGAAGCCGGUCCAAAAUGUACCUCUCAUCCUGGGUAUCAAUGGAAUCCGAAUCUUCCAGGGCUACGCGUACUACGUAAACGCAAUCAAAGGGCUAUUCUGCCGCACGCGUAUCGAUCUGUCCACAGGAAAGGCGUCCGGGCCAUACGAGAUUCUCGCAACCGACGUGUUUGGAGAUGACUUCAUAAUGUCGAAAGAAGGGGUCGCGUUCAUCACCGAGAACGGCGAAAACUCGUUGGUAAGAGUGGAUGCCGGUGGAACUCGAAGCUUGGUUGCGGGAGGAGUUAAUUCAACAUUGAUUGCGGGCGCAACUUCAGCUGCCUUUGGAAGAACAUGGAUAGAUCAAGACAUACUCUACGUGACGACAGCGGGAGGUCAAGCCGCCCCUGUCAAUGGCACCUAUACCGAGGCCGGGAAAAUCGUCGCUAUCUAUGUCAAAAAUACAUAA
Molecule: messenger RNA, 1020 nt
Organism: Alternaria atra
Lineage: Eukaryota; Fungi; Ascomycota; Dothideomycetes; Pleosporales; Pleosporaceae
Exons: 1
Coding region: 1-1020 (339 amino acids)
Source: RefSeq, a predicted model, not a curated record